This is a messenger RNA of Symbiodinium natans, 1686 nucleotides long. The record is from the annotation of a GenBank genome assembly. NCBI's taxonomy places the organism in Eukaryota, Dinophyceae, Suessiales, Symbiodiniaceae.
AUGUCCGAAGCCGAGGCAGUGAUCCGCAAUCAGUCCGGCUAUAUCAACCACACGGCCAAGAAGGACUACGGGCCCUUGGAGUUUACCGGGAGAAUUGCUGGGGGACUGAGGCUGGACUUGCGUAGGCGGCUGCCGCUUUACGCGAGCGACUGGACGGAUGCGUUCAAGGCGGAGAACUUCCAAAAGUCUUUGUCGUCCAUUCUCUACCUCUUUAUCGCAGCCUUGGCGCCCGCCAUCACCUUCGGAAGCCGCUUCUUGGACGGCACCAACGGCCAGUUUGGAGUGCUGGAAAUGAUUAUGUCGACAGCUGUCUCUGGCGUGAUCUUCUCCACCUUCGCAGGGCAGCCCUUGUCCAUCCUCGGAGCGACCGGUCCAUUCCUGGCGUACACCCUUGUGGUGUAUGACAUGGCGGUGGGUGCCGAUGUAGAGUUCAUGCCCUUCUACUUCUGGGUUUGCAUGUGGUGUUCGCUCUUCACCAUUUUGGUCGCGGUCUUCGACCUCUGUGCUCUCAUGAAGCAUGUGACCAUGUUCUCGGAAGACAUCUUCGCGGGGCUUAUUUCUUUGAUCUUUAUCAUCGACGGAGUUAGGCCUAUCAUCGAGAACUUCUCGGAGAACAAGAUGAGCCUGACCAGUGCCAUGUUCGAGGCCCUGCUCUUCAUGUACACUUUUGGUUUGGCGACCUACCUGUCCCACUUCCGCCGCACGCCUUGGCUGCUCCGGCCCAUCCGCAACCUCAUGGCCAACUUCGCAGUGACCAUCUCCCUGGUCACGGCUUCGGCCCUGGCAGCGAUCUAUUCCAGCGACACGAACCUGAGGAUGCUGAGCGUCGACGCGGACUUCUCCCCGAACCUCGUCUUGUCGGAUGGCAGCAAGCGGCCCUGGGUCGUGAAUCCCAUGGGCAUCGAGCGCUCUUUCCCGGCCUGGGCCAUUGCUUACGCGAUACUGCCAGCAAUUGGUUUCGCCGUGCUGGGAUACCUGGACCAGAACCUCACGUCUGUGAUCGUGAACAGGUUUGUCAGGGGAGCUUUGACGCUGCCCGUUUGCGCCGUAUUGGGCCUGCCUCUGUCGGUGGCCUCGACGGUACCUAGCAUCACCCACGUGAUCUCGCUGACCACCUAUGAGGUGAAGCAGCUGCCGGAGGGCGAGCGCAAGGUACCGAGCAAGGUCGUGGAGCAGCGCGCGACGAAUUUUCUGAUUCACGUGCUUAUUGGCUGUGCGCUCUUCCUGGCGCCGGCGCUGAAGUUCCUGCCGCGGGCCGUGUUGCAGGGCGUGUUCUUCUACAUGGGCAUCGCAAGCUUGACCGGCAACAACCUUUUCGACCGCCUCUUCCUGUGGCUAAUCUGGGACCCGGCCAAGUACCCACAGUACCACUACAUCCAGAAGCUCCCCAUCCGCCGCGUGCACCUCUACACCCUGGUGCAGGUGGUCUGUCUGGGCAUCUUGUACGGUCUCAAAGCCAUCAAGGAGACUUCCGUUGUCUUCCCUUUCUUCAUGGCUUCCCUGGCCAUCAUCCGGAAGGCCAUGCGCUUCCUCUUCACGCAGGAGGAACUGGAGCUGCUGGACAGCCUCCCAGCUGAGGAGGAGGACGGCAAGGGGCUGAGCCCGGAGCAGCCGGACUUGGUCAACCUCGAGAAGUCCAAGGAGAACGAUGAGGGAGAGCCCGCGAAGGCCACUAUGGGGGUCUGA